Messenger RNA from Solea senegalensis (Senegalese sole), 5286 nucleotides. Its product is annotated as growth/differentiation factor 11-like. The record is from RefSeq and is a predicted model, not a curated record. The coding region runs from base 380 to 1549 and encodes 389 amino acids. The transcript has 3 exons. NCBI's taxonomy places the organism in Eukaryota, Metazoa, Chordata, Actinopteri, Pleuronectiformes, Soleidae. Gene Ontology annotation, biological process: SMAD protein signal transduction. Gene Ontology annotation, cellular component: extracellular region. Gene Ontology annotation, molecular function: growth factor activity; cytokine activity.
CUUCUGAACAUUCACACACCUCCGUGGACUAAAUUGUACAGAAGACCCACAAAACAACCACUACAGCUUUUCCUACACGUGAGCAUCAGACAGAUCAUUAGUUCACUUUCAAUCAAAACAGCUGCUACUGAGAUACACUGGGACGCACCUUUUUUUUUUUGGAACAUUUUAUUGCAAAAGCUCCUUCUGCAAAAAAAAAAAACAACUUCUUGGUGAUCGUAUUGGAUUAGAUGCAUGUCACUGGUUCCCUGCCUUUUGUAGGAUAAGGCAAGGAGUCGCGCACAUCCGAGAGACAGAGGGGAUAUAACGGGAUAAAGGGAGCAAAAGACAAGAGAAAUAAAGAAAACAAAGUUGCACUGCCUGGUGUCCGCGCAUCGUCAUGCAGAGGUACAACUUCUUACUGUGCUUAAUGGUGCUUAUCUCCUUGGGACAGUCGGGGAGCGAUGAGCCCAAUCUGCUGCUACCCUCUGCCAGCGAGACACCCACGGAUGCCGGGUUGUCUCUGCUGGACGAGGACGCCGGUGCCCACGAGUGUUCCGCCUGUGUUUGGAGGGAGCAGAGCAAAGUGUUGAGACUGGAGACUAUUAAGUCCCAGAUUCUGAGCAAACUGCGUCUGAAGCAGGCGCCCAACAUCAGCCGGGAAGUGGUCAAUCAGCUGCUACCCAAGGCGCCUCCGCUCCAACAGCUCCUUGACCACCACGACUUCCAGGGAGACGCGUCAUCCCAGGAUGAGUUUAUGGAGGAGGAUGAGUACCACGCCACCACGGAGUCCGUGAUCACCAUGGCCUCUGAGCCGGAGCCACUGGUGCAGGUGAAUGGGAAGCCGAGCUGCUGCUUCUUCAAGUUCAGCCCCAAACUGAUGUUCACUAAAGUGCUGAAGGCCCAGCUGUGGGUUUACCUGCGACCGUUGCAGCAGACCUCCACCGUUUACCUGCAGAUCCUCCGACUGAAGCCCGUCACAGAGCAGGGCAGCCGCCACAUCCGCAUCCGCUCCCUGAAGAUAGAGCUCAACUCCAGAGUGGGCCACUGGCAAAGUAUUGACUUUAAGCAUGUGCUGCAGAACUGGUUCAAGCAGCCACACACCAACUGGGGAAUCGACAUCAACGCCUUUGACGAGAGCGGCAAUGAUCUGGCCGUUACCUCACUGAGACCUGGAGAGGAGGGACUGCAGCCGUUCCUGGAAGUCAAGGUUCUUGAGACGACCAAACGUUCUCGUAGAAAUCUGGGCCUGGACUGCGACGAGCACUCAACAGAGUCUCGCUGCUGUCGCUACCCACUUACUGUGGAUUUUGAGGCGUUCGGCUGGGACUGGAUCAUUGCUCCCAAACGCUACAAAGCCAACUACUGCUCCGGUCAGUGCGAGUACAUGUUCAUGCAGAAAUACCCACACACCCACCUGGUGCAGCAUGCCAACCCCCGGGGCUCCGCAGGGCCCUGCUGUACUCCAACCAAGAUGUCCCCCAUUAACAUGCUCUACUUCAAUGACAAGCAGCAGAUCAUCCAUGGCAAGAUCCCAGGGAUGGUAGUGGAUCGAUGUGGCUGCUCUUAGGCUGUAGAGGGGAGACGCACACUUGUGUACAGCCGCCAUCGCAUCAAUCCACCCAUCACCCUUUUGGAGCUCUCCCCUGGCACCGGAAGCCACUCUACAGCACCAGAUUUCACUUUUGCCCAGCCACAAAAACAUUCCAAGGAGGUUUCCACUUUUUUUUUCUAGUAAUUAAAAUUAUUCUAACUGUUGAAAAAAGUUAUAAAUGAGAUAUGAUUUUUUUUAAAAAGGGACUGAUUGAUGGAAAUACAGCACAGGAUGAAUAAUUUAAAGAGGUUGAACUUGUGGAGCAGCUUCAGAAAAUGGUAAAUGAGACAAAACAAUGUUAUAGAGUGUGUGUUAGUUUGAUGUUUCUUUAAGCAUUUGCUUGUUUGUUUGUUUGUUUGUUUGUUUGUUUGUAUGUAUGUGUCUGUCUGUCCGUCUGUUUGUUUGUUUGUUUAUUGACAUCUUUGUGAAAUGUCCAGGUUAGUGGAUUGACAGGAGACUUAAGCAUGUUUUAGAGCUACGUUAGUCAUAAGGUGAGGUUGGAGAUACUUAAUGUUACAGAUACUUACAAUUACCGGUGAGAUAUGAUCCACAACAAUAUUUUGUGAGGGGGCAUGAUCAGAUUAUUUUGUUUUUUUUUUAAUAAUCCAUCACGUUAAAAAAAAAAAAGAUGCUAAUCCAUGCUAACAUGAGGAGAGUUUCCCAUUAGGAAUGCUUUUAGUGCAAAUCCAAAAUCUUGUUUACAGACGCUUAGAGAUGUGCUCUAUAGAUGUAAAGUGUUGAGGAGAUCCAAAACCAAACCUGUAGCCUCUAAUAUUUAAGUCCCCAGUGGGACAUUCUCAUACUCUAUAAAACCUUCACCCUGUUAAGUCAGUAUGGAUAUUUCUGCUGCUUCACCAAAGUAGAUGAUGCAGAUUUCAGUUUGACUUGCACAUAUAGGUCUGAAGGUGUAAAGUCUGUAAAGAGAGCUGGGAGAAGGAAGAGGAGUAGGACAAGAACCUGACGGUUUUCCUUUUCUUCUGUGUAACAAAGAAAAAUAGACUUUAACACCUUCAUUUUCUUUUUUGCAUUAAAUGUUGAAAACAGUAAAUGCACUCUUAAAAAUAACUUGAAGAGACCUGAGACUGAGCAUAUGAUACAAACACAGCAGCAUCCACGAGGGUGUGAGCUGCUUGUUUCCAGUGUUCACUCAGUUAUGGGUGAAUUAUUGAGCUGAUAGCGCAUUGUUUAAAAUAUGUAAGCAAAAUUCCGACUGACUGACAGCAGUUUUCACAACUGUGUUUAAAAAAAAAAGUACACUGUCAAGUCAGUUCAUUCACUUUUUCUCAGUGCUAGUUCAGAAGAGUUUAAACUUUAGUGCUGUGCUCAUAAUAGCUUUUAUAAAUCACAACAAACCACUUAACAUGUAGAACAGAAGUUAACUCUAACGAUAAGAUAUUCACAUUCUGAAAUGCCACCACUUCACUUCAACCUCAGCUACAUUAUCAUCAUUAUCAUCAUCAUCGUCAUGGAGAAAAUAUUGUUAGAGCUUGAACACAGUGUAGAUUAGUAUGCUUGAAGUCUGUCUUUGUCUCCUGGGUGUCAAAGCAAAGAUAUCCUUUUGUUUUAAACGAAAGCACUAUGCUGUUGGAUAAAGGAAGAGCCUUCUGACAUUAUAUAUAAAUGAUAUAUGUAUAUAUUAAAAAAAGGGGUACAAAAACCUUUUUGGGGGCACUCUACCUUACCAACAAUAAAUUUUGCACUAUACGACGUUCAUUGCGUGAGGAGGUUAAGUGUUGUUUGUGUUUUACCAAGCACAAGAGAGCUUGUACAGUAUAGGAUUUUAAAAAGCUAUUCAAGCUUCUGGUGAUAAACCAUUAAGCCGAGAGGUUAUCACUUCUUUUUGAUUCCAUCAUGCUUUCCUGACUUUUGUCCGAAGCGGGGGCCUGUCCAUACACUCACACACUUCUAUCCAAUCUGGAACCUGGAUGUAGUGAACCAGCGGCCUGAAAGGCCUCCUUUGCCCGCUUUGGGUGUUAAGUCAUGUAUGUAGUAAAGUGUCUGGAUCAAUAAACAUAGAAUGCUUUAACUGGAAUUGGCCCGCCCACCAACUUUAAUCUGUCGCCAUGUUAGAGACUAGAGACUUUCUUUUGACUUAAAGGUGAUAUAUGUAAAAUAUGUACUUCCCAACUGAAAACAAUGCAGGGGCGUGGUUGCCAGUUAUUUUUUGUUUGUCAGUCACAGGCAGAGAUUGAAAGAGAGAGUGUGUCUGCAUGACGGCAGCUCCGGAAAGAGUUAUCACAUGAUGAGAGGAGACGACAAGACAACAGCAACAGACUGUAACAAACAUUAUAGAGGUUAAAUAUCCCCUGGCAAAGUGUAUGACAGACAGGGACAGAGUGUUUCCACCUGGUUCAGUUUGGUACAGGCUAUUAUGUAUUCUUUCCAUGUUUGGCACACUUCCUUUGGUGUACCAGAGUAAAAUGGUACAGUGCAGUCAGGAUGGAGCUAGACCGGCUGAUUGGGUGACAGAAAAACGUCACUCCCCUGCGACUGGAGUUUCUUCAACUCCCACAGCCUAUUCUCUUGUUGAGACAAACAGCCACAAACCAAGCAGGAAAUGAACCAGCUGCUGGAUGUCCUGCAUUGUUCUCUGUUGCGUUUGAUGUCGUCAUUUGCCGUCGUCACACCGGAACGACAUAUCUCACUGACACAAGCAUGACCCAGGGCUUUGCCAUUCCAAACUAUACCGCACUGUACCAAAACAAACCGUACCAUGGUGGAAACACAUUAUAAACUAACUUAUAAUAGCUGAAGCUCCCCAUUGCUGCUUCCCUGUCUGCUGUCCGAUGUCCGCCAUCUACAUUUUAAUGUAUCUCCACCACGGACCAUCGUUUCAGAAACGUCUCUGAUCGAGACGUUUCUGAAAGGGAUGGUGAGGCUUUUGGGGUUAACUCUGCCUGAAGCUCAUUCUGAUGCUUUCAUGUGCGACCUGUCUGCCACUAUCCAUCAUCAACUUCCUCUCCACUUUCAGCCGUCUACUUUAUAACUCAUCUCCUCCGCAGACCUCUUCUCCUCUGGUCCAGAUGUUUUUGAGAGAGGUAGUGAGGCUUUCUAGGUUCGGUAUUGUUCAGUUUUUCCAACACUCUGCUCGCUCUGCUUGAAUCCCUUGUGUGUAAGUGCUACAAGCUGUGUUACUGGCUUGCUGGCAGUGGGCGUCGCAACAGACCAAAACACCAAACCAAAACAUGAACACAGUUUGCGUCCCACAUAUGAACAUUUAUUUUGUGAAUAUACUGGUGACACCAUUGUUAUCAGUGAAGCCAAAAUUUUAAUUUAACGUGUUUCUGGUGACACAUCAUGGUCUUUUUUGUCUUAAUAUGAUACAUUUUGUACAUAUAUCACCUUUAAACCACAUGUCGCGUGUCCUGUGUCGACAUGUUUUUGCCUUUGUGUGUAUUUUAAGUGAACGGAACCCAUGUAUGAAUGGGAGGAGUAUCCAGGGAUCGUUAGCCAAAGUAGAGGAUGACGUGUUGUGUACUGUAACUUUUGUGAUUGCAGGAAUAUGCUAGAACAUUUCAAAGGGAGAGGAAAGCUGGUUUAGGGGCAGUGGCUGGAAAUAAUUCAACUGGUCAAUUGUCUAUUUAUUAAUAUUAAUUACAAUGCAUUUCAAAGUCUGUCUACCUCACUUUAGCCUUCUAAAAACCUUGAUUUAAAGAGAAAAAAAUUGUCAUAAAUAAAUCUGCACAAAAUUUGAACCCACAUAAAAUAUAUCC